Molecule: messenger RNA, 4824 nt
Organism: Capsicum annuum
Lineage: Eukaryota; Viridiplantae; Streptophyta; Magnoliopsida; Solanales; Solanaceae
Exons: 2
Coding region: 1677-2672 (331 amino acids)
Source: RefSeq, a predicted model, not a curated record
GUUUAUGUAAGUGUGCAGGUACCUAGGUGCUAAAAGCAGACACUAAAGAGAUUCAGGGUAAUCGAUAGAGGACUCCGACGAACCGUCGCAUAUGCGAUGGGAUGUCGAGGGCCAUCAUUGAACCUAGUUCAGAAAUAGAGAUUCUGGAAGAUAUGCGACGGCAGACACCGACGGACCAUCGUACAUCCGGCUUACCGUUGAAGUUCACCUCAAUGACAAGUUCCAGAUGAGUUCACUGGAAAGUAUAGACGGUAGAACCGACAAACCGUCGCACAUUCAACAGACCAUCGCAUACACCGUCGCACUUAACCCUAAGUCUCGCGGAUUGAAUCGGAUCGCUUUAAAUAGCCGAUUUUAAAUAUCAAAAUUAUCCAAAUGGUUUUACAUUGAUAAAGUGGAAUGGUUACUUAUAACUCCCACCUUUUCAAAUAGCCUGCACCCUUUUAUUUUCUUUAAAAACCUUUCAUCUCUCUAUUUAAACUCCCUUUCCUUCUCUCAUUACACAAGCAAACACUUCAUUCUCAUUAUAGCAAAUAGUCAGAAGGUGGGUAAAAUUCCUUGCUUAGGGUUUGAAGCAAUACUUCAAAUCCUGUACACUCCAGGUACCAUGGCUCCAAAACGACCACAAGGAAGAGGCAAAGGCCAACAAUCAGGCCAAACCUCUAAUCCACCGGCCAGAAUAACUAGACAAAGUCGUCAUCCGAGAGUGUCUUCAUCCUCUUCAUCCGAAGAGGUCAUUGAGAGCAGUCACAAUAUUACCCCUAUUCCAGAUCCAGUCAAAGCAGGAGUGGAAGCAUCUAGCCCCGUUCAGGAGGAUGUUCCUUAAUAGAAGGAUCCAAACUUGAUUCGGCGCAAGGAUGCGCAGUUACGGGAAGCGAUAAGAUGGCAAGUGCCAGGAUAUCGUGAUGAGUUCUACAAGCAUUUUGAACCAACGGACAGGACGCAAAUCAAAAGGGAAAUUUUUAAAGAACACCAGAUAAUUACAACAACCCUCCAUGAAUACCCAGAACUGGAGCGACGAUUCCAAGACUACCAGCUAGAUUGGAUGAGUAGGCCACUUGGUGCCCACCAACUGAACUUGGUUAGGGAAUUCUUUGCCAACUAUUUGGCGUUGUUGAAGAAGGCUUUCCCAAAAGGUCGUUCACUAGCUGACCAAAACAAGUUAGAUAUAGUUCUAGACGCGACGUUGAUAUUGAUAUUUCUGAAAGGACACUGAAUAGAUUCUUGUUUGGGCCUGACUAUCAAAUCCCAGGGGCGAUUCCUGAUUUAGAGCACCGGCUAUUCACAAGGGUGAACAAAGGCCCUGGAUAGCAAGGAUUUUGAUAGAUGGAGGGGCUCCUUCAUGGCUACAUAACUCUCAUGAUCACAUAUCAAAGAAGUCCCUGAGCUUUUGAUCCAAAUUCUGGUGGGCAUUUGUGAGACUUAGGCUCAUGCCUACGGGUGGUGAUGAUUGAUUGGAAAGCACCAGAGUUGUACUUAAUGCUGCCUUGAUUGAGGGCUUCACAGUGGAUUUUGUUCACAUCAUCGCUGACCAGCUAUUCUUCCAUAUCCACAAGACUCACGCGGCAUUACCAUUUCCCUGCCUCAUCACCAAACUAUUCAAAAAGGCAAAUGUUCCGCUAAUAAGCAGAAUUGAUAAUGAGGUCCCGACGCUACAUAAAUAAGACAUAGAAAAGAUGAAAGAUGAGUCGAGGUUCGAUUUGAGGAAAAACAAGCUUCGGGCUCAACAGACUCAGUCUGCCCCGGUGCUGCUUGACACAUCAGCAUUUUCUGCAGGUAUGCCUAUGCCUUUAACUGUUUAUGCACCGCCUACCACCUCUUCAGGAUCAGCCUCCAUGCCGAUGGGCAGGAUCCCAGACUCUACAUCUGUCCGGCCCCUACCUUCAGAGUACAAGAUGAACCCUGACAACUUUGCAAAGAUGGUGCGUCGAGUUAAUAAGGUUGAAAAACAAAUAGCUAUUUGGGGAAAAAACUUCAAACCUUUUAUUGAGCGGAUCAUCGAAGAUGCAUUACGCCCAUAUAGAAAUAUUCAGCUCCGAAUGGAUAACAUGGAGGAGCGUGUCAAUAAGAGGUUAGCGGAGAAGUCUAUCCUCGAUUUUGCAAAUGUAAUUAAGGAAGUUAGAAAGAUGUGGACAGAUAUAGACGGGUUAAUUCAGAUACCACAGCAGCCCUCCGUUGAUCCUGUUCAGAUUCCCAGCGACAAUAACGAGGGUCUUGUUGAUCUUUUUGGAAAUCCAAUCAAGGACCAAGGCAAGCAAGCUGCAGAGACAAAUGAAACCACAGAGAGGGCAGUAAAUAAAUUAGCCAAACAAGAGGAAAGAAAAUGCCGGAUAGAAGCCAUAUCACCGAAAGAGUUGGAAGCAUUUGAGGUAAAGCGAGCGACCAAGAAAUCUAGGAAAUCAGAAGCAAGGGAGCAGAAAAGACAUAAGGAUGAAGCCGCAGGAGUAUCUACCAGUACUUCCCCAGCUAGGGAGAAAAUUUCAAAACCAACUCGAGAUGUGAUACCUCAAACGUGCCAUAGGGUGAGGAUGCAGGAGCCUCACCACAUCUCACAGAUGCCUCAGAUGAGUAAGAGGUGCACCACAAGUAUAUCCCAACCUUGUACUUACACUUUAUGCAUUGAGGAUAAAGCAUGUUUUUCUGUGAGGGUGGGAUGCACUUGUGCAUGCUAGGAUUCUGUUAUCAUUUUAAGUUUAAAUAAGUGACAGUGUUACUUUUGUUUUUAGGAUUAACUUUAAAAAAUUGCAAUUUUAUUUCUUUAAACUUAUGUUGCUAGUAAUGUUUAAUGAAAUAAAAGUGUUGUCAUGAAGUUGUUGUGUGGCAUCCUAUUACAAAUACAGAUAGCAAAUAACAUUGGCACUUAGUUGCUAUUGUGUGUGCGAGAAUUUGUAUUAGUUCUUGCAUAGUAGAAUACCUAGAACUUGCCUAGUUUAAUUGAUGUCUUUUUAUAGUUGAUUGGAUAGGAAGUGAUAGCAGGCCACAUUGUUCUUUUAGUCCACUUAGCCAAAAUAAACUACCCCACUAAAGAGUUUUUAUCACUUGCACCCCUUUUGAGCCUUUAGUAAAAAAAUUUCAAAUCCAAAUAGUUGUCAACAACUCUCCUUAGAGUAUUAGUACCUAACUCUGGCCCUGGCUCAACAUUGAGCAUUAUGCACUUUAACUUAGGUAAGACACCUAAGUUGUGGGUGGCUAGUGUCAAGAUACAAGUACCCAGGAAAGUUGGAUCAGAAUGUAAAAUAAAAGCAUUUUUCCUUGAGUUGUUCAAAGAUAUUGUGUACCUUAAAUGACUGCCUCAACAUAAGUUGAGGGUGGCUGAUGCUUGUAUAAAGGUUGUGAUUUGAAAGAGACUGGGUAAUAAAGGUUGUAAACAAAAUUAAUAAACUAACAAAUUGGAGCUGUAAAUAUGUUAAGGAAAGGAGAGUUUAGUAAUGAGUCAUUCCACCCAAAAAAAGAGUGUCCUCACCUUACCUGAAGCUUUGUUAUAAGCCGAUAUAAGACCUGCUUGAUCUUAAAACUCAGCUAUAUGGGGGGCAUACAUAGAUAAAGGCAAGCUUAUGGGUACAUAUGCUAUGUUAGUAACUUCUUUGAUGAGUGAGAGAGUUUUGACUUAUAUCCACAAAAUACUUUUGAGUGGUGGAUCUCUUACUGUGAGGGCAACAUGAGUCAUGAUUACUCCAACUAAUCUCUUUAGAUUGUUGUAUUCAUGUUUUAAUAGAGAAAUUGAAGUUUAAACAAUGCCAACUAUAGACUCUGACAUGUCUAAUCAGAUGAUUUGGGUGAUGAGUAAAUGAUUGUGGGAGAACUAGUUCGGUAGUAAAGGGCCUGUCAUUGUGUUGUCCUUAUUUGCAAUAUAGGUGCUGAGUUGCUUGAGGACAAACAACUGUCUUAAGUUGAGGGUGUUGAUGUUCCGGUAUUCGACGGAACAUUUUAGGCAUUUUCCUUAAGAUAAUUGAAUGUUUUCAAGCAACUAGUGUGUAUUUAACAUUGUAUUUUAGUGUUUUCAGAAUAAAAGCGAAGUGGAAGUGAUAACUUGGAAAAGCUGGGCAAAACAAAGGAAAAAUGACCUACAAUGGCACAGGCAACGGAACGUCGGUAUUGCAACGGACCGUCAAACAGGAUCGUCGACCAAAUCCAGAAGGACACCUUACUGGAAUCCAAGCGACGGUACGAUCCGACAGGACGUCGGACAUUCGAUGGACCGUCAAUUUACACUGUCAACUUGAAGAUGGAAAUGCCAAACACUAGAAACAAGCAAUGGUAUGCUCCAACAGGCUGUCGGACCUUCAACAGAUCAUCGACCUCGACCGUCAAACAGAAGCAACACUCAACAUCACUGGAAACCCAGCGACAGUAUAUGCGACGGCACCAUCGGACCUGCGACGUACCGUCGACUUUUACCAUCGGGUUUGACGCGGCGAAGUUAUGUUUGAAUUUUGGAACCCUGACUUUUAGAAAUGCUAUAAAUACUAAGUGCUAGGGUUUAGUUGGCACUAUCCAUGCUUAGACACCUUCAAUUUUUCUUAGUCUCCAUCUUAGCUUAGUUAUUCUACAUUCUCACCUACUCUUUGACUAUUCUUUUUAGGGGAUAGAUCUGAGAUCUACAUUUCCAGAUCUAGACAGAUCUAGCUUUCAUCUUUCAUUUUCCAUCAAGUUUUCUAGAUUGUAAAACUCAUUGGUAACUAAGUUCAUAUUGGGAAACUAAGCACUAGCUUGUGGAUCCAAUCACUUCAUCUCUAUUGAGGACCCAAGAACUUAUUCUUGUAAUUGUUGUAAGUAACAUUGCAUUAUUUAUGAGUAAUACAAUGAUAUCUUCUAUUUCUUCUA